AAGACUGCAGGCGCGUCACACGUCCGGGACUCAGGAUGUGGUAUUUUGCUCGCGCGCCUUGUGUGAACGCUGCAAAGAACAUCAAGCUUCUAGGACUUUGGAACAGGCCUGCUGCCUUCAUGUCCACUCUGCUGAUCAAUCAGCCCCAGUAUACUUGGCUGAAGGAGCUGGGGCUCCGCGAGGAAAACGAGGGCGUGUAUAAUGGAAGCUGGGGCGGCCAGGGAGAGGUUAUUACAACCUAUUGUCCUGCUAACAAUGAACCAAUAGCAAGAGUCCGGCAGGCCAGUGUGGCAGACUAUGAAGAAACUAUAAAGAAAGCAAGAGAAGCUUGGAAAGUCUGGGCAGAUAUCCCUGCUCCAAAGAGAGGAGAAAUAGUAAGGCAGAUUGGCGAUGCCUUGAGGGAGAAGAUCCAAGUACUGGGGAACCUGGUGUCUUUGGAGAUGGGGAAAAUCCUGGUGGAAGGUGUGGGAGAAGUUCAAGAGUACGUGGAUAUUUGUGAUUAUGCUGUUGGCUUGUCACGUAUGAUUGGGGGACCCAUCUUGCCUUCUGAAAGACCUGGCCAUGCACUCAUUGAACAGUGGAAUCCUGUAGGUCUGGUUGGAAUCAUCACUGCAUUCAAUUUUCCUGUGGCAGUGUAUGGCUGGAAUAAUGCCAUUGCAAUGAUCACUGGGAAUGUCUGUCUUUGGAAAGGGGCUCCAACAACUUCCCUCGUUAGUGUUGCUGUCACAAAGAUAAUAGCCAAGGUUCUAGAGGACAACAAGCUGCCUGGUGCAAUUUGUUCCUUGACUUGUGGUGGAGCAGACAUCGGCACAGCAAUGGCCAAAGAUGAGCGGGUGAACUUGCUGUCCUUCACUGGAAGUACUCAGGUGGGAAAACAGGUGGCGCUUAUGGUACAGGAGAGAUUUGGGAGAAGUUUGUUAGAACUUGGAGGAAACAAUGCCAUUAUUGCUUUUGAGGAUGCAGACCUCAGCUUAGUUGUUCCAUCAGCUCUCUUUGCUGCCGUGGGGACAGCUGGCCAGAGGUGUACCACUGCAAGACGACUGUUUUUACAUGAAAACAUCCAUGAUGAUGUUGUAAAUAGACUUAAAAAGGCCUACGCACAGAUCCGAGUCGGGAACCCAUGGGACCCUAAUGUCCUAUAUGGGCCACUCCACACCAAACAGUCAGUGAGCAUGUUUCUUGGAGCGGUGGAAGAAGCAAAGAAAGAAGGCGGCACAGUGGUCUAUGGGGGCAAGGUUAUGGAUCGCCCUGGAAAUUAUGUGGAACCCACAAUCGUGACAGGUCUUGCCCAUGAUGCCUCCAUUGCACACACAGAGACUUUUGCUCCCAUUCUCUAUGUCUUUAAAUUCAAGACUGAAGAAGAGGUCUUUGCAUGGAACAAUGAAGUGAAACAGGGACUUUCAAGUAGCAUUUUUACUAAAGAUUUGGGCAGAAUCUUCCGUUGGCUUGGACCUAAAGGUUCAGACUGUGGCAUUGUAAAUGUCAAUAUUCCAACCAGUGGGGCAGAGAUCGGAGGUGCAUUUGGAGGAGAAAAGCACACUGGUGGUGGCAGGGAGUCUGGCAGUGAUGCCUGGAAACAGUACAUGAGACGAUCUACUUGUACCAUCAACUACAGUAAAGACCUUCCACUGGCUCAAGGAAUCAAGUUUCAGUAAAGGUGCUCUCAAUUGGCCUUAUUUUAGUAAGGUCUUUUAGGCAUUCCUGUAGCUACUCUAAAGAAGACCAAGAAAAUUAAGAUUUACUCUGAAUAAAUGCAUCAUCCUGAAUAUGACAUUGGCUAAUAUCCUAUGACUCCCCACUCCAAGCCCUGACUAAAUCAAGAGAUUCAUUUUUUAUAACUUAAAAUAUUUACAACAUAACCAUAUUUAGUAAAAAAAUAGGUUGGAUGGAUUUUUUUUUGUUGUUGUUACUAGUUGUACAUGAUCAUUUUAUAAUUAGAGAAAGCACACACCUUGGUAGUAAUCUGGGAACAUAUGGGAUAAAAUAGAGAACAAAAUAGAAGACUUUAUAGUAAAUGCAGGAUGUCUCCUAGGUAAAAAAGGAAUUCCUAUGUGGAGCAAACCCUCCUCUGGCAUGUUUUGGAAAAGGUGUGAUUGAAAGGGAAUGUGUCCUUACUUAUAUGCUGAGGACCCUAGCACAGUGUUCUUGGGGGAUGACUUGCUAUGUUUAAAAUGACAGACGGUAUUUAUCGCUAGUCAUGGCUCUUGCUAUAUUUAUGUCAACUUGGGAUAGAUCUGCAGGGGGGAUGUAAAUUAUGCUAAGGGCUCUGAGGCCAAAGAUCCCUGCGAGAAUGCUAUUGAAACCAUGUCUGGAUGCCUCAUGCUACCUUAGGCUGUUUUCUUUAGCUGUUAGAAGCCAUCAAAUACAAAACUAAGGGGCUGGAGUUGUGGCUCAGUGAUAGAGCGCUUGCCUGGCAUGUGUGAAGCACUGGGUUCAAUAUCAGCACCACACAUAAAUAAGUAAGUAAAAUAAUGGUAUAUUGAUAACUUAAAAAAUUAUAUAUAUAACAAAACAAAAAAGGGCUUGGUAUAGAUCUAUUUAUCCUUAAAAAAUACACACACACACACACACAAAACAACUAUAAAUAUACCAGGGAUGGAAAGAUAUUCAUGAUGUGUUCCAUGCUCAGCUGAGAAUAAUAUUUACCUAGCUAUACUGUUGUCACCAUUGAAAUAUGGAUCAAGCCAAGUACAGAUGAUAAACCUAGAGAAAGGAUGUUGGCAGGAAGAAAUCAGAUGAGGGUAGAUGGAAAGCAGUUCUUCAUUUUCUGUAAUAAGAAAUCAACACUUCCUAAAAUAACUAAAGCAAUCAGUAGCAACAUGGGCUUGCUUAUUAAGAGAAGAAGGUAAGUUCUGAAAGAUCCAUUGCUAGGAGCUUGGAGCAUGAGACAUAAGAGUUUCAGAACUGUUUGAUUAUUUAAAUCAAUCAAGAGAAUGUUUAACUGAUAAUAAUUAACAUUAAUUCAUAAUGUUGCAGUCCUACCUGGAAUCCUGCGUUUCUAGAUCCUUCUUCCCCCUGCCUCUCCCCAUUUUUUUCUCCCCAUUAUUGAACUGAAGACUGCUUUUAAAUAUCUCAUGAAAUGGUCCUACUGAAAGUCAAAUUUCCCUCCAUAUUUUCAGAUUCAAAAUAGACUUGAAUCCUAUACUGAGAGAGAGAUGCUUCUAAGAGUAAGCACUAGUUUAAGAAAAUCAUGCAAUUUGGUCAUUAACUAUAAAUAUCUUGCUAUGGUUUUUAUUUUUUGUGAUAUGUUUAAGUAUUCUAGUCCUUUUUCAUUUAUGUCUGAAGAAAGUUAAGCAUUCUUUAAAACACUUUUAGGCUGGAGUUGUGGCUCAGUGGUAGAACACUUGCCUCUCAAGUGUGAGGCAUUGGGUUCGAUCUUAGCACCACAUAAAAACAAAUAAAGGCAUUGAAUCCAUAUACAAUGAAAAAUAAAUAAAAAACUUUUAAUGAUCACAUCACAAUAGGCCGUUUUCAUUUUGUGAAAUUAUGCAGAUUUAUUUUUGAUUGAUGUCUUCAUAUCCUGUCUUUAUAUACUUUAUAUCCUGUCUUUAUAUCCUGUUUUCCCAGCAUCAUAUUUUAAAACAAGUGUUCCAGAAUAAAAGCUGUAUCAGUGUUCA
Messenger RNA from Marmota monax (woodchuck), 3617 nucleotides. It is a transcript of the gene Aldh7a1, whose product is annotated as aldehyde dehydrogenase 7 family member A1. Gene Ontology annotation, molecular function: aldehyde dehydrogenase (NAD+) activity. The transcript has 18 exons. NCBI's taxonomy places the organism in Eukaryota, Metazoa, Chordata, Mammalia, Rodentia, Sciuridae. The record is from RefSeq and is a predicted model, not a curated record. Bases 36 to 1655 code for a protein of 539 amino acids.